Molecule: messenger RNA, 750 nt
Organism: Ilex paraguariensis (yerba mate)
Lineage: Eukaryota; Viridiplantae; Streptophyta; Magnoliopsida; Aquifoliales; Aquifoliaceae
Source: the annotation of a GenBank genome assembly
AUGGAGGUCUUGUACCUAUACCUUCCAGUGGUCUUGUUAGCUUUUUAUGUCAUCACCCAACAUUUCCUCCGCAAGCUCCGAAAUCUUCCUCCAAGACCUUUUCCAACCCUGCCAUUGAUUGGCCAUCUCUACCUAUUGAAGAAACCCUUCCACCAAGCACUGGCCAAAGUUUCUUACCGACAUGGGCCAGUAGUUUUCCUCUGGUUUGGCUCCCACCCUGUACUCCUCGUUGCCUCCCCAUCAACGGCUGAAGAGUGCUUCACCAAGAAUGACAUUGCCUUUGCCAACCGCCCCACUCUUAUUAGUGGAAAAUACUUCGGUUACAACUACACUAGCCUUGCUUGGUCCCCCUAUGGUGACCACUGGCGCAACCUCCGCCGAAUCUCUUCCCUUGAAGUCUUAUCCUCCCACCGCCUACAAAUGCUUUCUCACAUCCGCCUUGAGGAGGUCAGGACAUUGAUUGGCAGACUCUUUCAAGUCUCCACCGAGACUCCGGAGAGGGCUGUGGGCAUGAAAUUGGCUUUAUUUGAACUCACGUUCAACAUCAUGACGAGGAUGAUUUUCGGUAAAAUAUACUAUGGUGAGAAUGUAGAGAACUCAGAAGAAGCUAAGAGGUUUCAAGAUCUAAUUAUGGCGACGUCAAGGUCGAUAUCAGAGUCACAAGUAUUAGAUUUCUUGCCAUUUAUGCGCUGGUUUGGGUUUGGAGGAACUGAAGAAAAGUUGAGGGUGAUUCAUGAGAAUAGAGAUUAG